This is a messenger RNA of Solanum dulcamara, 1952 nucleotides long. Its product is annotated as AAA-ATPase At3g50940-like. The coding region runs from base 126 to 1601 and encodes 491 amino acids. The transcript has 2 exons. The record is from RefSeq and is a predicted model, not a curated record. Gene Ontology annotation, molecular function: ATP hydrolysis activity; ATP binding. Lineage: Eukaryota; Viridiplantae; Streptophyta; Magnoliopsida; Solanales; Solanaceae.
AUCUCAAAAAGCUUCACCUGAAAGUUUUCAUUUUUUUAGCUGCUAUAAAAGCCUCUUGUUGGCAAAUUACUUGAAGCAAUUCAAACACAAAUUACUUUGCCUAAAACUUUAAAAAAAUUGCAACCAUGUUUUCUCCUCUUUCAAAAAUGCCUUCAACAACAUCAGUGCUAUCAGCAUAUACAACUUUGACUGCUUCAGCAGUUCUAGUUAGAAGUUUAGUCUCUGAAGUUCAGAACAUGACAAACCAACUUAUACCCAAAAAUCUCCAAGACAAAAUCUUGUCUAAAGUUGGAAUCUUUAUGGGAAAUAUCUCUUCCCAAAUUACCCUCAUAAUUGAGGAAAACAAUGGUAUCACUCCAAAUGAAAUCUUUGAAGCUUCUAAAUUAUACUUGGGCACUAUAGUUUCAGUACAAAGGGUCAAAAUUUCCAAGGCAGAGAAAGAAAAGAAAUUUUCAGUCAACAUUAGCAAAGAUGAGAAAAUGAUUGAUACAUUUGAAGGAGUGGAACUCAUUUGGGAGCUCAAAAUUGUGGAAAGUCAGAAGACAAAUUGUGAUGGUGGCUACUUGUCUUUAGAAAAUGUCGAACAAAUAUGGUAUGAACUCAGUUUCCUUAGGAGUCACAAGGAAAUGGUGUUGAAAACUUACUUGCCAUUUGUUCUUGAAAGAUCAAAAUCCAUAAAAGAGGAAAAGAAGGUGAUAAAACUUUCUCCACUUGGUUAUGGUUAUGAAAGUGUGAAUCUUGAUCAUCCGUCGACUUUUGAUACACUAGCAAUGGAUCCUGAAGAGAAGAAGAAAGUGAUGGAUGAUUUAGAAAGAUUUGUUAGGAGAAGAGAUUAUUAUAGAAGAGUUGGAAAGGCAUGGAAAAGGGGAUAUUUGUUGUAUGGACCACCAGGAACAGGCAAAUCUAGCUUGAUUGCAGCUAUGGCUAAUUAUCUAAAAUUUGACAUAUAUGAUAUGGAACUUUCUAGCAUGGGCGGUAACACUGAUUUCAGAAGAAUGUUAGUCUCUACCAACAACAGAUCAAUUAUUGUUAUUGAGGACAUUGAUUGUACCAUUCAACUACACAACAGAAAUGAUGGUGCACACAAUUACAAUGAUAGUGAGAGUCAGGUUACACUUUCUGGAUUGCUAAACUUCAUUGAUGGGCUAUGGUCAAGUUGUGGAGAUGAAAGAAUAAUUGUGUUCACUACCAACUUUAAAGAAAGACUAGACCCUGCAUUGAUAAGGCCAGGAAGAAUGGACAUGCACAUUCACAUGUCCUACUGCACUCCGAGUGGAUUCAAGAUCCUUGCUUCCAACUACCUUGGCCUUGAAAAUCACUAUAAAUUCCACGAAAUAGAAGAGCUUAUAACUGAAGUGAAUGUGACACCAGCAGAGAUUGCAGAAGAGCUGAUGAAAAGUGAUGAAGCAGACAUUGCACUUGAUGGACUAAUUAAGUUCAUCAACAAGAAGAAAGAAGAUUGCAAAGAGAAAAUUGUUGUAGAAAAUGAAGUUGAUGAGAAAGGAGAUGAAAUGAACAAGGAAGAAAUAGAGACCAAAGAGACGAGGAAGCGUAAGGGGAAUUCAAGGAGGGGAGGAAGAAGCAAGCGUAAAAUUUUCUAAUCUUCAUUUCUUUCUUUACAAUUAAUUUUGUCACUAGAAAUUUACUUGUUCAAUGUACUUUUCCAUUCUCACACUCUUUUGUGAUAUAUCCAAUAAUUUUUUAGUCAUGUAACCUAGAAUUGAAAAUGUUCAAUAUCCUGUGUCUUCGUUAAUUGUUGGUUUUAAGGCAUAUUCUAAUUUUCACCUUAUCACUGACUUAGCUAUGUUUGCUUCAUUAGGUAAUUUUUCCUUCUCAAAAUGCAUAAAAGAUGUUCAAUCUUCGUUAAUGUUUUAUAAUGAUGGUGGGCAAACCAACUCACAAUGCAUCUCAAUAAUGAUGGUGGGCAAACCAACUCACAAUGCAUCUCAAGU